Molecule: messenger RNA, 642 nt
Organism: Paramecium tetraurelia
Lineage: Eukaryota; Ciliophora; Oligohymenophorea; Peniculida; Parameciidae
Exons: 3
Biological process (GO): regulation of transcription by RNA polymerase II
Molecular function (GO): RNA polymerase II cis-regulatory region sequence-specific DNA binding; DNA-binding transcription factor activity, RNA polymerase II-specific
Source: RefSeq, a predicted model, not a curated record
AUGUCUCAAUCAUUGUCGAUUCACUAAGAAUUGAGAAAGCAAUUUGUUCUAUAGCAAGUUUCCAACCUAGAGUCAUAAUUAACUAAAUGGGUUUCACAUAAUUGUCCUAAUGAGGAUAUAUUACAAUCUCAUUCUGACGAAGCUCAUUCUUAAAGUUAAACCCACACCAAUGUACUGCAUUUUUAAGGUCUUCUCAUGUACCUUAAAUCAUUAAGUGAAAAUCCUUCUCAAUUGGAAUUUCAUACAUUAAAAUCAUUACAACAGUAUUUUGAUUACAUGUCCCAAAUCUUGUAGAAUGAACUAAAGUUAUCCUAAUAAAGAUAAACCAUGAAAAUUAAUGAUAAGACUAUUGAAAAAAAGAGUCAAAAGUUUUCUAAGAAGUCUAACUUAAUUUUAAAAAAUUGGUUAAAUAAACACUAUUCCUAUCCUUAUCCUAGUAAGGAAUAGGUCGAACAAUUAGCUGAAAAGUGUAAUCUAACCUAAAAACAAAUUUAAAUUUGGUUUAUAAACGCAAGAGGAAGAAUAGGAAACAAAAUGUAUGAGGAGAAGAAGUUUAAAAAUAUUGUCAAAUCCAAAUAUUUAUCUUUGAACUCUAACAAACCUAGUCAAGAAAAGUUAGAGAUUAGUCAAAGUGAUUCAUGA